AUGCCUCCACGCGUUGCUCCAGUCGUCUACGCCUGGGACUUCGAUGCCGGCAUGCCACAGCAUAUCCAAGCCGCCAUCACCACCACCGGCGCCCAUUGCCCAAUACGCGCCAACUAUUGGUUUGUGGGUGGCCGCUCCGCUUUGCAUCCUGCAGGCCAGCCCGCGCAGCCAUACCAGUACGUCUAUGCCGCUACUGGCGAAGUCCUCACCGCAACAUGGUAUGCAUGCCACAAGAAGGGCAGAUCUGGUCGUGGAAAGGGAGAACAGGAUCCUCGCGGCGUGGUUGUUGUUUCUGGCGCGUCCUUCUCCCGUCCGACUAUCAUUGCCAGAACUGCAAGGAAGAAUCGAUUUCGCCCAUGGAACGGGGUCAACGCGGCUGGAAACAAUCUUUGGGGCUCUCUUUACGACAUCGUCAAGAAGGUUGGCCAUGGGGAGCAGGUCGAGGCGGAGAGCGAGGACGAAGAAGAAGGAGAGGAGGAAGGGGAAGAGGAAGGGGAGGUGGAAAUGGGGGAGGCAGAGGAGGGAGCGGUGGAAGAGGGAGCAAAUGAAGACGAGGAAGAAGCAGACGAUGAGGAGAUGGAGACGGCCCAGGAAGAAUCCGAAGAAGAGGAAGAGCUUGCUGCUCCACUUACCACAGUCGAAGAGCUCGAGAAGCUUCGCGACAGCAUCAGGAGCGUGGAGCAGUGGUUGCGGGAGGCGAGGGAGAAGGAAGCGGCGUUGGUGGCGGAACUAGAAGCGGAGAGGAUGGCAGAAGAGGAAACAGAAUAG
This is a messenger RNA of Cyphellophora attinorum, 768 nucleotides long. RefSeq lists its product as uncharacterized. The transcript has a single exon. NCBI's taxonomy places the organism in Eukaryota, Fungi, Ascomycota, Eurotiomycetes, Chaetothyriales, Cyphellophoraceae. The coding region runs from base 1 to 768 and encodes 255 amino acids. The record is from RefSeq and is a predicted model, not a curated record.